This is a messenger RNA of Paramecium tetraurelia, 2667 nucleotides long. RefSeq lists its product as uncharacterized. The transcript has 4 exons. The record is from RefSeq and is a predicted model, not a curated record. Gene Ontology annotation, cellular component: plasma membrane. Gene Ontology annotation, molecular function: calcium-activated cation channel activity. Lineage: Eukaryota; Ciliophora; Oligohymenophorea; Peniculida; Parameciidae.
AUGAAUUAAUCGUAAUUUUUGCAAUCCUUAAACUUUGAUCCACUCCGAAGUCCACCAUUAAGAGAAAUUGCUUAAAGACAUAAAAGAGCAACUAUGUGCGGUUUGUUGAUCGAAUCUAAUGAUUUUUGUCAAUGCUGUGGCUUGGGAAUUCACACUCACCCUAUUUCGCUGAAGGCAAACAUCAUCAAUUUAGCCUUUUUGGGUCAAGGCAUACCGCUGUUUUAUAAUAUCACUUUUCUACUCAUUUUGCUGACAUUCAUAUUAUUACUUAUAUUUGGUCUGCCAACCAUCAUUUUUAAUUUUUUAGCUGAAAAUUGCAUAGAACAAACCAAUGAGGCUUAUAAUAUAUUUAUUACACAAGGUUGUUCUAAGAAUUGUCCUCAAGAACAGGAUGAUUUCAAAUUAAUACAACAACUCAUUUCUAAUAGUGAUUGUACUGUCAUUUGCCAACACUACUAGGAAUUGUGUAUAGCAACUCUGUUAUCAGAAAUGUCAUUCACUAAUAAGCAAUUGGAAGAUGACCUAAAAAUCAUAUAGUCUUUCUUUGUAUUCGGAUCUGUGAUUUUUAUAAAGAUUUAUCUUGUUUUAAUUAGGGAGAAGCAGAGAAUCAUCGAGGCUGAGUGUGAUUAAGAGUUGAUAUCUCCAUCAGAUUUCACGGCCAUGCUGAAUCAUUUACCAGAAGAAGAUUACGAUGAAAAAGAGUUAGCCACAGCAAUAGAGUAAUAUUGCCAGAAAAUCGAUAGUUCAAAUAAAUAUGAAGUAAUUAAAAUUAAUAUUGCAUAUGAUAUCAAAUCAUUUGUACUCAAAAGCAGAGAGAAAAUUAAAUUAGAAAAAAUCUUGGCAGAAGAACAAAAAUAUUAUAUCAAAAAUUAGAAAUAUAAGAGAAAUAAACAGGAAAUUGAGAAAAUCAAACUUAUGGUAGAACAACUGAAAAAAGAAUUGGCCAAUAUAGAAAUUGAAAUUGAAAAUGGGUCUUAUAGAAAAACGACAUCCGUUGCUUUCAUCACAUUUCAAACCAAAUAAUAAUUAUAAAAAUUAAUACAACAAACCAAAUUAUCAUAUUGGGAAUAGUUACUAAUGCAAGUUAAGAGAUUGAUUUAAAAUAAGGAUAAAAGAGGAUUCUAUUUCAAAGAUAACUUAAUAUCAAUUUGCAGAGCCCCUGAACCAGACGACAUAUUUUGGGAGAAUUGUGGAAUUGAAAAUUCCAUUAAAAUCAAGAGAAAAUUUAUUAGUUGGAUAGUGGUCUUUGUUUUGUUGGGAAUCUCCUUUGCCACUCUCUAUGGACUUGAAUAUUUGCAAAAUCAAUAUCUUUCAAAUGACUUAGAUUUUAUUACCAAAACAUCAUUAUCACUCUUAAAAUCCUUAAUAAUCACUAUUGUUGAUGCUCUCAUUUAUUAUUUCAUAACCUUAUUAGCUAAUCAUGAAAGACAUGUAACUAAAACCCAUCAAGACACUUCAGUUGCUUAAAAAUUGUGUUGUGUACAAUUUAUUAACUCUUGUUUUCUUUUACUUUUGAUUCAUCUAAUUGGAGUUGGAUAGAAAGGGGAUUUCAUGGAGAAAUCAAAGUAUGCAAUCUAAAAAUAGGGAGGAAUUGCAAAUGAUUUACUGUUUGUUUGUUGUAUGAAUGCCCUAUUCACUCCGAUCACAGCCUUUUUUAACCCUAUUUAUUUCAUCAAGAAAUUACAGCAACUUUUUAUAGAAUCCAAUAAGAGUCUGACUUAAUUAGAAGCCAACAAAUUAUUUGAAGGACCUUAAGUGUUGUUGUAUGAUCAAUAUGCAUUUAUAUGCAAGACAACUUGGAUCACGUUGUUUUUAGCCCCAUUGACUCCAAUUUGUAUCUUUAUUAACUGGAUUGGGUUGUCGAUGUAUUAUUGGAUAUAAAAAUAUUUGUUAUUGAGAAGAAAUAGCAAACCUCCAUUUCAAAGUAGUCAUUUAGACAGGGAAAUGCUAACACUUCUAGACUUAAGUCCGCUAUUGUUGGCUGGGAUGUAGUAUUGGAUUGAUGAAAUCUAUGAUUCCAAUUAUCUUAGUCAUAGUAUAAAUAUUGGGACGCUAGUGAUUGCAGGAUUGGAAUUGGUCUUUCCCUCCUAUCGAAUUCAUCAAAUCUUGUAUAGAAAAUAAUUGGAAGAUAUAGAGAAUUAAAGAUAUAUUGAUGUUCACCUUCGGUUUACAACUGAUUACGAUAGAACUAAUCCGUUGACGAGCGAACAAGCAACCCAAGAAUUUAUGAAGAAGAAAUUUCAAUAGUUUAACAAAUAGAUGACUUAUAAGAGGAAUUCUAGAAUGCAAUCAACCAAAAGAUCUUUGAGAGAGUAUGUUCAGAAAGGAAUCUAGAGUGCGAAUAUAUCAAGAAUUCAAAUUCUAAAGAGAAAGCUUCAGAUUGCUUAUAAAUUAAAGAUGUUUCAAAAUAUUUAAUAGGAAACCAAGUAUAAGGAAUCUGAUCGUGAAGACUCCAUUCACACAUUUAACUUUCCAGCUUAUUAAAGAGCUCCACAGUACAACUUUUCAAGAGUAAUUAAUCAGUUUCCCAACUAUUGCCAAUAUAAUUCAGAUCUCACGAGUAGAAGCAAUUCUAUUUCCUCAACUAUAUAAUUAAACACAUCAAAAUAUUAAUUAACAACAAAACGAAAUUCUUAAAUCUAAUCUUUUAGAGCUCCAUUAUAAUGA